AACUAUUUAUUUUCAAGUUUUAUUCGGAAGACAACGAUGGACUCCGAUGUCAUGUGAAUUUUUUUCAAAAAAUCAUAAAGAUAAUAAAUGGAUUUACAGGACAUGUAAUGAUAAUAAAAAAUAAAACUAACAGAAUGGAAGAAACUACUUCUGUUGAUGGCUCUUUACCACAGACAGGCAUGGAAUGUGAAAACACAGGAGUUUACAUAUGUGUCGUUACAGACUUUAACAACAAUGUCAACCAAAGAAAGUUAGUCAAAACAUCGCCAGGAUGUCCUGUCAAGUUCUGUGACGCUACAUAUAGGACUAUCCUCAAUGCAGCCGUCAAUACAGCAGUUAAUUUUAGUUUAUGUUUAUUUUAUAACGACAAUAUCGAACUAGUAGCAGUAAAUACACCUACAGAAUAUAUACAAUUAGUAAGCAAGAGUUAUUAUAAGAGUGAAAAUUAUUUGCUCCUACACUUUCUCAUAGACAACGUCCAUCAAUCGUUUCCUGGUAACCAUACAAUAGAAAUUAUAACAGUGAAUAAGAGAAGUGAGAAACGAGAAACCCUCAACAGAAUGAUUACAUUGGUAACUCAAACUACUUUUGAAUUGUGUAAUGCAACAAGUAAUAAUACACAGCUGAUGGCCAGCCUGGACCAAAAUAUAACUAUGGAGAUUUGCAUUAAAGGUUCUUCGAAAUACUUAAAAAGUGUUACCAUAAAUGAGCGCAUCUUUAAUUUGAGUGACACUUCUGUUCAAAGUGGUAAACAAGUAGUUAUCAGGACAAACUCCUCAGAAACGUAUUUCUUGCAAGUGACAAUUUUCAACAUUCAACAAGAUACUCCUACCUCUUAUAAUGUGAAAUUGAAGUCUAUUUACCAAGACGUUAUGUUGUUUAGAUUUAGAAUAAAUCUGGAAGAUUCUUUAAACCUGUGUGAAAAAGAGAAGAACUUUACCUCAAUUAAAACACAAAUGUAUGGAACUGUUACAAUCCACAUCUGCUAUAUAACAAACUCUGGUCCACUAGAAUAUUGUGGAAUCGACAAUGAACUUUAUAGAAUCAAUGACCCAGAAGACAAAGAGGAUAUAUAUGUCAGUGUUGAACAGUUUCAUAUUGGUUCAAAGUACUUUAUGCAAAUUUAUUUUAGAAAUGUAACACAGACAAAAGUCCACAGUGUUUUGCUGAAAACAAGUAAAAGUCGAAGUUUGCGUUCUGCAGUUAAUGUCUCAAUAUCAGCAGCUGAAGACUAUGAAUUCAAAAGCUGUGUAGGACAUGAAAUUAAAACCUAUUACUAUGCACAGCUUACUAUGAAUAUGUCUAUAUGUGUAUUGGUUAGUGCCUCCGGGAAGCAUCAAGCACGCAUUCAGCAACUGCCUUACAUUCACCAUGGAUUAGCUAACACUUCUAUGCAAGAAAUAAGCAAUGUGAAUAUAAGUCAAAAUGGUACUCGAGUAAUUUUCAAUGUUAUCAAUGUGACUGAAUAUAAUUUCGGAAGAUAUGAUUUAAAAUUUACAAUUUGUGAUAACACAACCAUUGAGUAUACGUUUUAUUUAAUACAUGAUGUAUUAAGUUUACCAAGUUCUCUAUGCAACGGAGGCAAUACAAACAUUAGAAUAGAAGCUUCAAGAGAUUCUUUGUUGACAAUUUGCUUCAGGACAUUUGGACAUUUAGAUCGGGCUAUAACAAUAAACAAUAUUCGUGUACCAAUUGUUUCAAAUUUUAGAGGCCAUCAAAAUUCUCUCCGCUCUAUAUCAAAUUUAACAUUGGAUUCAAAGAAUAUCUUAGUUUACAGUAGCUGGAACCAGCAAUUGGUGACACGAUAUAUUCAGAUAGAAUUGGUGCCAACUAAAAGUCAAGAAAUGAAGAUUGAAUUUGAUUCCAUUAACAGAAUCCUGAUAUAUAACAUUUCUUUGAAUGGAACACAGCCUGAAGGAAAUGAAGCUUCAGAGAAUAACAGAACCAACGAAUUGUCUACAUAUUCACAUGGCAAUAACCAAACAGCGUUCCAUACUGACAUUCACAGUGCUUCAGUUCUAUAUGCAGUACCGGUUGUCGCUGUCGUAGUGUGUACAUUGGUUAUAUUCAUUGUUUUUAUUGUUAGAAAGAAAGCUAAAGUCAAGCAUAAAGGAGUUGAAGCUCUACAGCUAGAUCUAUAUAAAGACGUCCAGACAACUGAUAACGAUUACGUCAAUGUAGAUAACCUAAAUGACGUCAUAUACAUGAAUCUCAAGACUUCAAGACCUAGAUCUUUGCGUCUUGUGCCCAACGCUCCAGACUUGACGAAGGACUUGGGUGAAAGAGUUUAUAUGAACACUGGUGACUUGGAACAUGAGAUUACAUUUAAUAGGCUAGAAGACGGCAAUCAGAAUGAUCAGCCAAGCGGCAGGUACAUCUCAGAUGAAGGUCUACUCUACGUCACAGUAUCUCACGCUAACAGUCUGAGAAGCGCCAACUCCUCGGCGUCAUCACGCCAAACUGAUAAUGUCAUCUACGCUUCUCUCGACCUGGAAAAAUCCGGCAAAAUUCCAUUACUUCAGUUCAAACGUAGCAGACACAAACAGAAGAAAAAGAUUAGUGACAAAAAAUCUAUGCCAAAGGAAGAUUUACUUUAAUAUCUUUAAGUUCUAGUCAUAUGAACUCAUUUAAUUUAUCAUGACACCCGAAAAACAAUUGAAAUAUUUGUUAAUGUGAAUCUGUUUUGAAAAUUCAAACUUUCAUAAAUUUUAAUGGUGCUUUUCAAAACAGUGUGAUUUUUGUUAUUAUAUUUCUUUGGAAAACUAUUGUCUUGUGCACACACCAACUAGCCUGCAAAACAUUUUAUAAACAGCGAUGCAUGGCUUUUAAAAAGAAAAUAUAAAUGUGUUCCAAAAAUGUUUUUACCUUACUAUAUAUAAAAUAAAUACUUCAUACUAAAAAAAAAAA
Messenger RNA from Biomphalaria glabrata, 2907 nucleotides. RefSeq lists its product as uncharacterized. The record is from RefSeq and is a predicted model, not a curated record. Lineage: Eukaryota; Metazoa; Mollusca; Gastropoda; Planorbidae. The coding region runs from base 108 to 2597 and encodes 829 amino acids. The transcript has 12 exons.